This is a messenger RNA of Ophidiomyces ophidiicola, 882 nucleotides long. RefSeq lists its product as uncharacterized. Bases 1 to 882 code for a protein of 293 amino acids. The transcript has 2 exons. Lineage: Eukaryota; Fungi; Ascomycota; Eurotiomycetes; Onygenales; Onygenaceae. The record is from RefSeq and is a predicted model, not a curated record. Gene Ontology annotation, molecular function: hydrolase activity, acting on ester bonds.
AUGGAUUUCCUUCCACAUUGCCCUGUAAGCCUUUCUAACACAUGCCAAACAGAUUUAACAGGCGCAGACGGGGCCACAUAUCGCCUUCAGGUUUCGUGGCCUCAAAGCUGGCCAGACCGCAAACCACCAACGGCGGCUAGGGUGCCUAUAUUGUAUUUGGUUGAUGGCAAUGCCAUGUUCCUCACCGCGACGGAAGCAAUGUGGCGACGGGCACACGCACCUCAGUCCUCCGGCCGCGGUAUAAUUGUGGGGGUUGGAUAUCCUUUAACCGAUGCAGUAUAUAAUAUUCGUCAAAGAGCCUUCGACCUGACGCCGAGCGAUGCGCAUGGUGGGGAUGGGUUUGGCGGAGCGGAUGUAUUCCUGGACUUCAUUGCAGGGACGGUCCGGCCGUUUGUCAAAUCCACUCUCUUUCCAUCCGUGGAAAUCGACCGAGAAGGCAUAUUUGGGCAUUCGUAUGGGGGGCUAUUCGUCCUGCAUGCGCUGUUCACCCAUCCGCAACUUUUCAGCGGCUUCAUGGCUGCCAGCCCAUCAAUAUAUUGGAGCAAUGCCUUCAUUCUGAAAGAAGAAGAGCAAUAUCGCGAGGUAGGGGCAGCACAAGAACAAAAGCCGACGUUAAUGAUGUACUUUGGCUCGUACGAAAAAAACCCCCAACUUUGGCCGGGCGAAUCGCCAGAAAAUUUCAAAAAACGGCAGGCAGCAGCGCAAGACCGCUCGAUGUCUGGGUACGCCAGGUCUAUGUAUGAGCGCCUUUCUCAAAGCAACAAGCUGCAUGUAAUAGCACUGCAAGAAUAUCCUAAAGAGGACCACGACAGUGUAGUGGGAUGUGUACUGAGCCGAAGUCUGACCACGUUCUUCGAAGAAUGGCCUUUUCUAGGAGCCUAA